GAAAGGGCACGAGACGGUGGCCGCGUGCGCUUGGUUUUGACUGUUUAAAAUAACGAACGUUAAACGGUCAAACGAUUUUGGCGCAAAAAAGAGAGGAUUCGUUUUAUUUGGUUAACAUCUACACAAACGGAGUUUUAAACGUCAGGAUCGCUGUGCUUCAAACUUCCCGGUAACCAUUGGAAAAUGACCAGCAUGCACCAAACUCUUUGAAGCAUCGAUCUGCGCUCUGUAACCGUCCGCAGCGAUGAGUUGGCCCGGGGAGGACUGGACCGUCGGUCUGACGGGUCACGUCCUGCAGAAGGUAAAACAGCUUCAGGCUCAAAAUGAAAAGUUGACCAAGGAAAGACAACAGAGACAACUCCAGCUGGACAACUCGGAGGCAGCGCUGCACAAACAGAAACGGAAGCAUGAGGAGGUGCGUGUGGAGCUGGCUGCGGUUCAGAGGGAGCUGGGAGGAGUGCGCGAGGCAGCGCAGGCGGAGGUGCGGGUCAGGGAACGGCUGGCUCAUGAGUUACAGGUUAAAACGGGACAAGUGCACUCGCUGGAAGGCCAACUGGAGUCUUCCAAAAACUCGAUACAAAACCUCGCACAGGAGAUCAAACGGCUUGAGGCAGAGCUAGAAAAGCUGGAGAAGGGAAAUGGCUCUGGGGAUUCCAUGUUGUUUUCCACACCUUGUUGGAACAUGAGCUCUCCCUGGGACCACAGCGGUGGUUUCAGAGCAGAGGGUGAUGGCAAAGCGCAGCAUGUCAGACAGCAGCUGCAGUUUGGAGACAUCCCUAAGCCUGUGGUGGGCGGGGCUUCCUUUGCGUUUCCACAGCAACCACAGAAAUCCCCACCCAUUCGGCAUCACGCCCGCCAGUCGGAGGCAUCCACCCCCUCCUCAAUGUUUCCAUGGGAACGGGAUGAUUUGUGGUCCACUCCCAAAGGACGACCAGCUCCUUGUGUUUCAUCCGGUGAUGUCAUCAAGAGCAAUGACUCGGGGAUAGAAGAGGCCUUGAGGAACGAGAUUGAUGGUCUGCGCGUGCGUGUAUCAGAGCUGCAGCGCGAGGCACUGUUGGAGUCUGAGCGUUUGAAGGACGUGGACUCUCGUCUGGCUCAAGCUCAAAGAGAUAUCAACACUAAAGAACAGAGUCUGACACGCACCCAAGACCAGCUGACCCGCGCACAGACCUGCAUCACACAGGAGACUGACCGGGUCCAGGCUGUUGAGCAGAAGGUCAAACAGCUUCAGGAGGAGUUGAAGUGUCAAAGGCAGAAUGCAGAAUCCAGUCGCUGCAAUGCAGAACAGCGCAGGAAGGACAUGGAGCGAGAGCACCAGAAGGAGCUGUUGGAGCAGCAGAGAGAGAGACAAGCUUUGGAGAAACAACAUCAGCAGGAGAUGAACAGACUCAACCAGGAGAUCCAGCAGGCCAGAACCCUCCACAACACACUGCAGGCCCAGCAUGAUAAGGUGUGUUUGCAGAAGCAGGGUCUGGAGAGAGAUCUAGAGGAUGUCAAAGGAAAACUGAAGAACACGGAAGCUGACCUAAAAGAGAGUCAGAAGAGAGAGACUCAGACAGAGGCCAAACUCACGGAGGCGCUGAGGGAGAACGAGAACCUCACCGUGUCUUUGGGGCAGGUGAAGAAACAGGAAAAAGCUCUGCAGGAGGAAGUGAAGAGGUUGACAGAUGAGCUUGCCGAGGCCCUCAAGCUCAUAAAAGAACUGCAAGCUCAGCUGGCGGCUCCUCCUCAACCAGUGUCUGUUCCUCACUUCGGCUCUACAGGAGACUGUUUCUCUCCCUCUGUUUCCUUCCAUCACGACCGCUCUCCUCCUCACCAGCACUCUGCUCAGAGAAAGAGAGCACCACAAACCGGCCGAACGAGAGAAGAGGAGAGGAUGAAGUACCCCUCAGGCAGAGAGCCAGGCGAGGGCAUCGAUUCUGAGCACAUUGGCAACUUGGGGUCUGAGGAGUCACAGAGGUUUAGAGCGAAAUGUGUUGAUACACAACAGAGCUGCUCACUGAAAUGCAGUGACACUGAUGUGGACAUCUCACUGACGGAACAAGACACCGGUAUAGAGGACGUGGACACAGACUCGUUCAUGUCUGACUCAACCCUCAGCACAAGGUCCAAAAGUGAAUCGGGCAUCACUCGCAAUCUACAAGACGUCACGCACGACACAACAGGUAAUGUAGGAAAAUGUGACUCUGCGUCUCUUAAAGAUCUGAAGAAAGAGAACUCCGAGCUCCGUGAUGAACUCCGAGAUGUGAAUUACGAGCUUCAGAAGCGUCUGGACGACCUGGAGUCCCAGAGGAGGGCGGAAGCGGAGGCCAGGACCAAACUCAAACAGCUGAGCCGCAAGCAUUCGACUCAGACAGAGCAGCAACGCGCCAAAGCUCUGGAGCUAAAAGACAGCAUGGCCAAACUGGAAGCUCAGCUGGAGCAGGAGAAGAAAGAGAUCACAAAACUACGAGAAAAUCUUGACGUGUUAGAAAGAGAAGCUGAGAAGAGGCAGGAAGAGAAGGAGAGGGAGCAAGACGAGAGCGCCGAGCUGAAGGAAGUCUUAGCUGAGAUGGAGCGAAAGGAGACGUCCGUGGAGGAAGAGAUGGAGAGGAUGAGAAAGGAGCUGGAAGACCUUCAGCGCAAACUUGAACAGGAGCGAGAGGAACGGGAACAGGAGAGAGAAGAAGAGAGGAAGAAAAUCCGAAAAGAAGAAGCGGAGGGACUAAAGAUCGCACGGCUACAGGAAGAGCUGGACAAUCUUCGGAGGUUUGGUCAGUUGGAAGACGAGAUAUCCAAAGAAAAUUUUCCCGUCGCUUAUUUACAACUAGACCACCACCUUAACACUAGCAACAAAGACUCUCCUGAAUCCAUCUGUGACUCUGUGAACCUUCACAACACUAUGAUCUGCCAGGAAACCAGAGCCGUGGAGCUUAUUAUGGCUCUUGGAGCACAAACUAACCCGGGGACAACCACAGAGGGCAAGACGGAGAUGGAAGAGCCUCUGGCAGUAAGCUUGGACGACACUACCAUUUUAGUUUUGGAGAUUGAGCGUUUGAGGGUAGAGAGAGAUCAAGAGGCAGAGAAUGCAAAACUAGCUCAGGGAAAGCUGGAAGAUCUGCAGAAGCAAGUGAACACUCAGACCAAACACCUGACCCACGCUUUUGAAAGCCAGAGCAAGAACAUCGAGAACCUGCUGAGAGAGUUGCAUAAUAAAGAGUGCGCCCUCCAGAGGCAAGCUGAAGAACUGCAGAAAUGUCAAGAGAAAAUCACGCUUCUUGAAGAAGCACAGCACAAUAGAGAGGACGUCGUCUUCGGUGAGGUCUCCAUGCAUCCGGAACCUUCUACAGAGAUCUCGAGAGAACUAAGCUGUGAUUCGGUUAUAAGCAACAUGAGCAUAAGCGACCAAGAAAUGUUUAAUGAUGAUACACAGCAGAUUUUGAAGGACUCUAGUUUACAGCUGCCCGUUGAACACUCUGUUAGCCGAAACGUUGAACAAACCAACACUAAAGAUGCAUCUGAUAAGCUACAAAUAGCAACUGAAGCUUUCAGUCCACAUGAAUUGAACUGUGAAUGUCCUCCAUCUUCUAGUGUCAAUUCUGAAGGAGUGUUUACCAAGAAUGCUCAAGAAACUGAAAACUCGUCUGUAACGAGUUCUCGCUCGCAAGACGAACAAGUUCAGAACGUUUCAGAAGACUCCACAAAAGAUGAUUCUGGGUCGGAAAGGGUGACGAAGGAAUUACAGGAAGCUGAAAAUCAAUUGAAUGUGUUAAAGACUCAGAAUGAGACGCUCGGUUUGGUUAAUGAAGAACUGCUGUCUGUCAAACGAGAAAAUGAAGAGUUGAAAGCAAAACUGAGAUGGUUGGAGAAAGACACGUGUGCUGACAGGACCUCCAAAGAAGAUCAAAACAAUGAAAAGCUAAAUGAAGAAGGUUUUCUAGACGGCGCCGCCUCAGGACGGGAGGAGUCUGUUGUUCCUGAUGAAAACUCUGAAGAUAAAGGGAUGGAGGGAAUGAAAGAAACAGCAGAAGUUCAUGCUCUUCAUAAACGGAUCCAGACGCUACAAGACCAGAUCCAGAACCUCUCUGAGCAGAACAGGACACACGCCGAAGAACUAAACCUCUGGAAGAUCUCUGCCAUGGGAGAAACGGCGGACAGCAGUUCUCCCUCCAUCACGCUGAGAGAGUUCCAGAUAUUCCUCCCCUGCAAUUCUAUCAAACCGUGCACGCAACAGACAAGGACCACAGACAUGACACAUCAGUGUGGAUCAGAGGACGGGAAUGAACAGACCAACUUGCCUGAAACACAAAUGACACAUGCUGGGAGUAAAUCUCAGGGACCUGCUGAGGGCCUAAUGACUGAAAAUGAAACGAUGAUCACAAAAAACACUCAAGAAUGUGCCACCAGCUCUUUUACACGCCGAGAUGAAACUCCUCCAGUCUGCACGUCACACACGACGACUAGUAACAAUAAAGAUGGACUAUCAGAUCUUCAGCAGAUUGCCUUAAUGUCUUCUGUGUCUCACGGCAACACGACUGGCGCCGUAGCAAACAGCCAGGAAGAUGCCUUAAUCAACAUUUCCAUUUCAAGCGAAUAUCAGACCAAAGUAAUCAGCACCAAGCCAAUCGCAGUCGAGUCCCGUGAGAUCCAUGAUUCCCAGAAUUCUGUCUUGCGCACUGCGCGUAAUCAGAUUGAAACCAAGGAAACCGUUGCUUUGGAUAAACACGGGUAUCGCCACGGAGACGCAACGGAUAAACAGAACAACCGUCACGUCGCUGAGGUGGGUUCGGCAUCACAGACAAAUGAGUCUUCUAUGGGUCAAAGGGCAGAGAGCGACGAGGUUAAUGGAGAUGGUAACAGGACAGAGGUCAGAGAAGUUCAGAGUGUGUCUACACAGACAGAAGAGAGCGGAGAGUUGAGUGACACGACAGUGAAACGCUCUCUCGUCCACACCGGCACUCAGACGGAUAACGUGCCGCUGGAGACUGAUGAAGAUGAGGGUCACGAAGGACCCGCUGACUCGCCGCCCCUCUCUCGCACCCUACAGUCUGUUACAAACCAGCUGCUGUUGUCCAAGGCGUUCCCCAUGAGUGACCCGGCUCACCUCGCAGAGCGCAUAAGACAGAACCGCAAUCGCAUGUCUGCGGCAUAUGACGACACUGAGUAUGAACCGUACGGCCUGCCAGAGGUUGUUAUGAAAGGCUUUGCCGACAUCCCCAGCGGGCCAGCUUGUCCAUACGUCCUGCGCAGGGGGCUUCUUGGUACCGACGCAAUGCCCCUCCCACUCAAAGAAGCCACACCCCAAGACGAAGAUGAAGACAUAGAGCCAUAGCUCUCACCUCAUAGCAUAGCAUUCUACUAAAUCCCGUAGGUACUGGAUUUCUGUGCAUAUGUUUGUGAUGCAUUUAAAGAAACAUUUCACAUUUUCUAGACCCUUUCUGUUCUUUCCGUUCAAUGCUGAAGGAACAUCAUUGCCACUUUAAUCAUAAUGUAAGUGUCAAUGGUACCAGGUCACCACAGAACACUCUGUCUCGAGUCAUAUACUUCAGAUUGAAAGACAUUGCACUUUUCUCCAGCUGAACUGCCUUACGGUGUAUUGAUGUCAUAUGUUUUGGUUUGUGUAGUGGAGCCGUUUUCAGCUUCGCUUAUGUGGAUGUAAUAUAUUUUUGUUUGCAUAGAGGUGGUGUUAGCCCCUGUUUUAUAUGAGACUUGAAUUUUGUGAAUAGCUUUAUUUAUUGACGGACACUACUGUGUGUGUGUGUGUGUGUGUGUGUGAGUGCGCGUGCGUGUGUGUGUGUGUGAUGACUCGGAUCAAACCUGAGCCUGUUUCCGAUCCUUGUAUGGUGAUUCACUGUCAAAGCCUGUUUCUCUUUCUCUCUGUCAUCUCACGGCUUUAUAAUGCACACUGGAGUAUUUAUAUUGUUUGUCAGUUGGCAAAGCGGCGUUGGAUGGAUGCAUUUUUGAUGUAAUAAAUUUAAUUGACAUCAUAUGUCUUUUAUGCUCCUCAGUGUGUUUAUUGUUUUUCUGUGAUUAGUGUUUUCAGUUGGGAAUGUUUACAUUGAUUAAAAUGAGUUAUUAAAAUACA
Messenger RNA from Triplophysa rosa, 6064 nucleotides. RefSeq names its product centromere protein F. Gene Ontology annotation, cellular component: nucleus; spindle pole; chromosome, centromeric region. The record is from RefSeq and is a predicted model, not a curated record. Lineage: Eukaryota; Metazoa; Chordata; Actinopteri; Cypriniformes; Nemacheilidae. Gene Ontology annotation, molecular function: microtubule binding; dynein complex binding. The transcript is spliced from 16 exons. Gene Ontology annotation, biological process: mitotic cell cycle; metaphase chromosome alignment; regulation of G2/M transition of mitotic cell cycle. The coding region runs from base 245 to 5311 and encodes 1688 amino acids.